ACUUGAUACACGACACAAACGCGAAGUCAAAGAGCUAGAACAAUGGGACCCAUCGACGGCGCUGAGGUUGCGAAGCACACUAAGAAGGACGACUGCUGGAUCGUGCUCGACUCGCAUGUGUACGAUGUGACGAACUUCCUGUCUGAGCACCCCGGCGGUGCACCGGUCAUUUUGAAAAAUGCCGGAACCGAUGCGACAGAAGAAUUCAAGAAGUAUCAUCCUUUGAGUUACCUUAAAGACUACAUCGAUCAGUCGUCCGUUCUGGGACUGGUAGACCCCAACACCCUGGCACAGUUGAGAAACUCACAAAACAAAGCUACAGAGACACCAUCAGAAACGAAUAAGUCACCCGGCAUCCCGCAUGUGUCAUUGUGCGUUCAGACCCCAGAUUUUGAGACGGUAGCAAAGGCGGUCCUCCCACACAAGUCCUAUAUCUAUGCAUCUGGAUCAGCCAACACGGGUGCGUCGCUGAAGGGUAACCUCGAUGAUUGGGGUCGCAUUUCUUUCCGCCCGCGCGUCAUGCGCAACGUGGGCGAUGUCGACACGCGCCGCAAGAUCUUUGGUCACAGUUCACAGUAUCCAUUCUAUGUCUCACCCAUGGGCACUGUUGGCGCGAUUCACGACGAAGCCGAGCCAGCAAUGGUCAAAGGUGCGGUGCGGAAAGGUGCACAUGUGGUCGUCAGUACGGCGAGCACGAAGUCCAGCGAGCAAAUCAUGCAGAACUAUAUCGAGGAGCAAGGAAGACUGAAGAACGGGAGUCCGACUCAGCUGUUCUACCAGUACUAUAUGCCGGUGGAUCGUACAAAGGCAAUCGAGCUAAUGCAUCUCGUUCAGAAGGCAGGGUAUAAGGGGCUGUGGAUCACAGUCGACACACCCAUCCUUGGAAAACGAACAGCCGAUCGCUAUCUGCAGGCUGAGGAGGCGCUGGCCGCCGGCUUGGAAGAAGAGACCACCGCAGAGUGGGAGACCGACAGUUCGUCAGAAAAGGAUAAUGCAGCAGGCAGCGAUAAUGCCUUUGCCCCAGCCAUGGGCGGGCGAGUUGUCCGUGGCCAGUUGAGCCCACACACGACUUGGGAAGACCUGGAAUGGAUCCGCAAGGAGUGGGACGGGCCGAUCGUGCUGAAGGGUAUCCAGACUGCAGAUGAUGCGAAACUGGCGUUGGACUACGGGUGCGAUGGCAUCCUGCUCAGCAACCACGGCGGGCGACAGAUGCACACCGCGCCGAGCGCGCUCAUGACGCUCCUUGAGAUCCGGACGUAUUGCCCCGAGGUCAUUGGUAAGCUAGAGAUAUUUCUUGACGGCGGACUGCGAGACGGGAACGAUGUGCUGAAGGCGCUGUGUUUGGGUGCAACAGCAGUCGGUGUUGGCCGGCCGUUCCUGUAUGCGCUCGCAGCGUACGGUACGAAGGGCAUCGAGCGUUGUAUUGAUAUCCUUGCUGAAGAGCUGCAGACGGGCAUGCGCUUGCUGGGUAUCACAUCGUUGGAUCAGUGCAAGCCGGAGAUGGUCAACGCCAGCCGCCUGCUGAACAAGAUGUGGCGGCCAGAGCAGUCUGUGUUGAAGAGCAGGUUGUAAGUCGGAGCUUGAGAGUUCGAAAUCGACCAGUAUUGCGAGGCUUCUAAUGAACAUCUCCCGAGCCUGUUAGUAGUUAAGACUAUAGUGCUUAUUCCUAUUCGUUUCUCCAUCAACAA
Didymella exigua CBS 183.55 is the source of this 1688-nucleotide messenger RNA. Its product is annotated as L-lactate dehydrogenase. The coding region runs from base 43 to 1572 and encodes 509 amino acids. Lineage: Eukaryota; Fungi; Ascomycota; Dothideomycetes; Pleosporales; Didymellaceae. The transcript has 3 exons. The record is from RefSeq and is a predicted model, not a curated record. Gene Ontology annotation, molecular function: oxidoreductase activity; heme binding.